Messenger RNA from Cordyceps fumosorosea ARSEF 2679, 2367 nucleotides. RefSeq names its product PHD finger domain protein. NCBI's taxonomy places the organism in Eukaryota, Fungi, Ascomycota, Sordariomycetes, Hypocreales, Cordycipitaceae. The record is from RefSeq and is a predicted model, not a curated record. The transcript has 2 exons. Gene Ontology annotation, cellular component: Rpd3L-Expanded complex; nucleus; Rpd3L complex. Gene Ontology annotation, biological process: regulation of DNA-templated transcription. The coding region runs from base 1 to 2367 and encodes 788 amino acids.
AUGGCCGACGGAGACGAUACCGCAGUCGCCAAGGUCGAGGUCGUUUCACCAAAGGACACCUCUGCCAUCAGCGACGGGCCUGUCGCAUCACUACGUAGCUCGCUCGAGGCACGCGCCGAUCCAGACGCCCAAAACACCGUCACCGACUUCAUCGACUUUACCGAGUACCUGCCAGCUGAUAUUGUCCGAUCCCUGACCCUAAUCGGCAAACUUGACGAAACGUAUCACGAAGCCUCGCUUAAGGUCGAUGACUUGACAAAAACAUGGGCUCGUUUGCCCACGAUACCGUCGCCCGAGCGGCCGGCACCCCUUCAACUUCGUGCCGAUAUUUCAAGGCACCUCAAACAUGCUGUGGACUCGCGUACCUUUGCCCAUACCGAGGCAGUUCGUAUGUCCGAGAGCGUUGAUCGCCACUACUUCAAGGCAAAAGUUCUACUUGAAAAGCUGCAAACCAUGAUGGACAGUUAUCCGACCGAAGAUCAAAAGAGCAGCCCGACAGAGGCCAAGUCGCCGCAAAUGACCCGCGCAAAGCUCGCUGUUCGUCCUACCGGGGAGGACGGCAAGAAGAUCAGCCGACGCAGAGUGCCCAGGAUCACGGUUCCAGGCGAGGUCCUCGCGCCUUACGAUAUCGAAUACGACACAUUCUCUGACGACAGUGACAUCAGCACCGACGAGGACUCCGACACCGCCACCAGUCGUAGAACGCCUGGCCCGCCCAAGAUCAAACUCAUCACCAGUAGAGGGGUGCCCAAAACGAUAAGCCGGUCCGCACGAUCGCUCUCGUUUUCUUCUCCUGCACUGACUGCCGCGGCUGCUGCGAAUGCUGCUGCCUUACUCCAUCCUCCACCGCAAAAUGCUGUCGUCGGGAGCAAGGAUGCGCCUUGGCUACAGCUUACCCAGUACGAGUUAGCUGUGCUCAGGAAGCGCAUGAAGAAGAACGCUGCAUGGGCUCCCAGCGAGACCAUGAUCGCGAGGGAGCUCAAAGCACUCGGUCGUGGACCCGAAGCCUACCGGGAAGCCAAGAAGAAAGCCGAGGACGAGGGGCGUGUAUUCGACGCCCAAGUCCCAGCUCUUGUGACGGAUGAUGAAUCUGGUUCCCAGCAGCUACCCGCUGGAGCCAUCAGUGCCGAGUUGCUCGAUGCCACCGAGGUACCCACUAGUAACAAGGGCAUGAAGUUGAACGAAGCCAAGAAGCUAAAGCGGGAGGCCUUGGCAAAGCAGGCGGCCGAAGAGGCGGAAGAAUCUGAGCGAAAGAUGCGCGAGGCUGCUCAACUGUUCCUACACACUGAUAAGUCCAGUAGUGAGAAGAACCAAACGAGCAAAUCACGGUCCGGCUCACGGAAUCAGCCAAAGCGUAAGCGCGAUGGCGAUGCGGAGGAGGACAAGGAAACAUCUGCGCCCGCAGAGACCCCGCGCAACACAAAGCGCACAAAGAUUGAAACACCUGUGCUGCCACCAAGGCAUCCAAGCUUCAAUAACGAGACGUCAACGCCGUCGAGCGUCGCCACACCGUCCAGCAGUCUCCCCCCGCCGGCUACGCAGACACCGGUCCCCAUCCCUAUUUACACACGAUCGGCGUCGGCGGCAUCAGCCACGGACCAUGCUACUCCUACAGUUACGACAUCAGUUCCAGUAAAACCGCCAGCGCAAACACCCGUGCCGCUUCCCAAGACGGAGCAGAGGCAUACUGUUACGCCAGUCUAUCCACCAGUGCGAGACAUCCCUUCGCGAGAAGCCAAAAAGACGCAACUAGUAGCUUUGCAGCCCCAAGCGCAGCCGCAGCCUGAGCUUGGCUCGCGGCGAUCCGUAUCGCGCGGCGUCACGCCGAGCGCAGAGCCGACCCGGCGCCCUGGAUCGCGGGGUAAGACUAUGAGUCAAGAGCCGCCGUCUUCCCUGGCAUCGGACCGCCCGCGCCGGGCGAGCACAACUAGGAACACGCCGGUGCCGGAGGCCAGGCCGCCGGCACGGCGCGCGAAGCGCCCUGCUCCCGGCAUAGUAAGCACCACUAGCAGCGGCGGUAACAGCGCCGUCGGCAAGCGGAAAGCCGCGCCGAAGAAGAAGGCCCGCGCCCUCAAGAAGGACAGGGGCCACGGGCUGGAGACGGAGAUUGAGAUGGAGGAGGUGGACGACGAGGGGAACCCGAUCGACCCCAACGAGCCGCGUUACUGUGUUUGCAACGGGGUUAGCUUUGGUACUAUGAUUCUAUGCGAGAACUCGGAGAAUUGCAAAUAUGAGUGGUUUCACUUGGGCUGUGUUGGUCUUGACGAAGUCCCCGCGCGAACUACAAAAUGGUACUGCCCCGACUGUCGCCGGCUCCUGAACAUUGGCGAGAGGGGUGAAGUGAGCGCACGUGGCGUUCGAAAGUAG